This is a messenger RNA of Fonsecaea erecta, 1524 nucleotides long. RefSeq names its product aldehyde dehydrogenase. Gene Ontology annotation, molecular function: aldehyde dehydrogenase (NAD+) activity. The record is from RefSeq and is a predicted model, not a curated record. The coding region runs from base 1 to 1524 and encodes 507 amino acids. The transcript has 4 exons. Lineage: Eukaryota; Fungi; Ascomycota; Eurotiomycetes; Chaetothyriales; Herpotrichiellaceae.
AUGUCUGCCAGCGCCCCCGUCCAAACCAUCGCCAUCAACGGCAAGGACAUCUCGAUCCCCACGGGUCUGUUCAUCAACAACGAGUUCGUGCCCGCGCUAGGCGGUAAGACGUUCGAGGUCGAAGACCCGAGCACGGGCAAGGUGCUGCUGUCGAUCCAAGAGGGACAGGCUGAGGAUGUCGAUGUCGCGGUCAAGGCUGCCCGCAAGGCCUUUGACGCCGGCUGGGCCGACUCGGACCCGGCCUGGCGAGGCUCGCUGUUGCAGCGCCUGGCCGACCUGAUGGAGCAGCACCGCGACGAGAUCCUCGCCGUCGAGGUCGUCGACUCCGGCAACACCCUUCACCAGGUCUCCACCGUCGACCUGCCCGCCUCCAUCGGCACCCUCAGGUACUACGCCACCUGGGCCGACAAGGUCUACGGACGCACCUCUGCCACCGUCCCCGGCACCUUCACCUACACCGUUCGUGAGCCCGUUGGCGUGUGCGGACAGAUUAUCCCAUGGAACUUCCCCUUGAUGAUGUUCAUCUGGAAGAUCGCCCCCGCCCUGGCGACCGGCAACACAAUCGUGAUCAAGUCGGCAGAGAGCACCCCGUUGUCGGCCCUGAAGAUGUGCGAGCUCAUCCGCGAAGCUGGCUUCCCUGCCGGCACCGUCAACCUGAUCUCCGGCUUUGGUCCCACUGUCGGGGCCGCCAUCGCGAACCACAUGGACAUCGACAAAGUCGCCUUCACCGGCUCGACUGCGACAGGCCGUGUCAUCAUGAAGGCGGCUGCCUCGUCCAACCUCAAGAAGGUCACCCUCGAGCUCGGUGGCAAGAGCCCGAACAUCGUCUUCCCUGACGCGGAUCUCGAGAAAGCCGUCGACUGGUCGGUGCUGGGCAUCGACUUCCACGCAGGCCAGGUGUGCCACGCAGGCACGCGCAUCUACGUGCACGAGGACGUCUACGACGCGUUCCUGGAAGCCUUCACCAAGAAGUUGGCCGCCACCCACGUCGGCAGCAACUUCAGCUCCGAGACCGACCAGGGCCCGCAGAUCAACAAGUCGCAGUACAACAAGAUUCUGGGGUACAUCGAAACGGGCAAGAAGGAAGGGGCCACGCUCCACCUCGGUGGCAACGCCAUCUCCAAGAACGGCGGUUACUUUAUCGAGCCGACCAUCUUUACCGACGUCACGCCCAAUAUGACGAUCGUCAAGGAAGAAAUCUUCGGCCCCGUCGUGGUGAUCGCCAAGUUCAAGACCGAGGAGGAGGUGCUUGCGGCAGCCAACGACACCAGCUACGGGCUCGCCGCCGGCGUGCACACCAACGACUACCAGCGCGCGCUGCGUGUCACCAAGAAGCUCAAGGCCGGCACCACCUGGGUCAACAUGUUCAACUUCCUGCACUGGAGCAUGCCCUUUGGCGGCUACAAGGAGAGCGGCAUCGGGCGCGAGCUCGGCGGCGAGGCCCUCGACAACUACACCAACGUCAAGACCGUCUACUUCAACAUGGGGUUGCCGGCGCCGAAGCCUGCUUCGUUGUCCGCCUAG